AUGCAAUGGGAUAAGAGCGCCGCUUUUGUUCUGCCGGAGUACUUGAAGAAGUUCUAUGCGGAGAUGCUGAGGACAUUUGAGAAUAUUGAGGCUGAAAUGCCAGCCAAUACGAACUACGAUAUAGCACACCUAAAAAAAGCGGUCCAAAAUAACGUGACUGGUUACCUGGAAGAAGCGAAAUGGUCACACAGGAACCACAAGCCAAGCUUUGUAGAUCAGGUCAAGUUGACUAGCCUGAACAUCGGCGUGCCAACAAUAUGUGUGAGUAUGAUGGCUGGAAUGAGUGAUGCAAUGAUGAAGCCAGCACUCAAAUGGGCUGCUAGUGUUCCGGACGUCGUCAUAUUAGUCGGGAAGAUUUACCAUUUCAUGAAUGAUAUCGGUGCAUUUGAGCGUCGAAAAUGCAAGGGGGAUCUGGCAAGCACCGUAGAGUGUUACAUCAAUGAGUACAACGUGACAAGUGAAGUGGCCAUUACCAAAAUUGUUGCCCUGAUAGAACAAGAAUGGAAGACCCUGAACCAAGCUCGCUUUGAAAAUCAUCUUCUCCCUGCAUUGCAGCAGUUCAUUAGCUUAGCGAUUAGCACAACAUUUUUCUAUGGUAACAGAAAUGAUGUAUACACGCACAGCGCACAUAUGCAGUGGACUAUUGAGAGGCUCUUCCUGAAGAAUAUGUAG
This is a messenger RNA of Triticum dicoccoides, 672 nucleotides long. Its product is annotated as alpha-copaene synthase-like. The transcript is spliced from 4 exons. The record is from RefSeq and is a predicted model, not a curated record. Bases 1 to 672 code for a protein of 223 amino acids. Gene Ontology annotation, molecular function: magnesium ion binding; terpene synthase activity. Gene Ontology annotation, biological process: terpenoid biosynthetic process. NCBI's taxonomy places the organism in Eukaryota, Viridiplantae, Streptophyta, Magnoliopsida, Poales, Poaceae.